CCUGCGAGUCACGUGUCGGGGCGGUGCGGUCACGUGAGCGGGCGAAGAUGGCGGCGGCGCGGCGGCUGCUGCCGCGCUGGGCGGGAUCGCUGCGGCCCGUGAGCUCCGCGGCGGCGGCGAGCGCGGGGUACCCGAAGCGAGUGAAGGUGGUGGAGGUGGGACCCCGAGACGGGCUCCAGAACGAGAAGAAUGUUGUACCCACACCAGUGAAGAUCAGUUUAAUCAACAUGCUGUCAGAGACGGGGCUGCCGGUCAUAGAGGCCACCAGCUUCGUGUCCCCCAAGUGGGUUCCUCAGAUGGCUGAUCACACCGAGGUCAUGCAGGGCAUUAAUAAAUUACCUGGGAUCAGCUACCCUGUGCUGACUCCAAACCUGAAGGGAUUCCAGGCAGCGGUGGCAGCAGGGGCCAAAGAGGUGUCGAUCUUUGGGGCAGCAUCCGAGCUGUUCACCAAGAAAAACAUCAACUGCUCCAUAGAGGAGAGCCUGGAGAGGUUUGAUGAGGUCAUGAAGGCAGCCAGGGAAGCCAGCAUUCCUGUCAGGGGAUAUGUUUCCUGUGUCCUCGGAUGUCCCUAUGAAGGGAAGAUUUCUGCAGCUAAAGUUGCAGAGGUCUCCAAGAAGAUGUACUCCAUGGGGUGCUACGAGAUCUCCCUGGGGGACACCAUCGGCGUGGGCACCCCCGGCAGCAUGAAGGACAUGCUUACAGUGGUCAUGAAGGAGGUGCCCGUGGGGGCUCUGGCUGUCCACUGCCACGACACCUAUGGACAGGCUCUGGCCAACAUCCUGGUAGCCCUCCAGAUGGGGGUGAGCGUGGUCGAUGCUUCCGUGGCUGGCCUUGGAGGGUGUCCCUAUGCCCAGGGAGCCUCUGGCAACGUGGCCACAGAGGAUUUGGUGUACAUGCUCAACGGGCUGGGCAUCCACACGGGAGUGGAUCUCCAGAAGCUGAUGGACACAGGCACCUUCAUUUGCAAUGCUCUGAACAGAAGAACCAAUUCCAAGGUGUCUCAGGCAUCCUGCAGACUGUGACACUGAGCGGAAUUUCUCCUUGGAUCAAGAAAAAAACUGAGGAUCCAGCACUGGCUGGGAUUCCUCUCUGAUCUCCCGAGCUCCUUCCCGGCUCAGCGUUUGAGAGGAAACUCAAAAUGCACCAGAAUUGUGAAGAAAUGAAAGAAUAUUCUAUUUUAUUGUAUUAUAUUGGACCUUGAGGAUGUCACCAUUUGCCUUAAAGAAGGGAGGACACGGAGGGGCUGAGAAGAGCUCUGACCAGACCAGCACCCACCAGCUCCUGCCUGCAGAGCAAAGGACAAGGCACAGAUUUUGCAGUUAGAGCACUUCUCCAGGUCAGGCUUUGCCCUUCCUCCCUUCUCUCCUCUCUGCAAAGGCGAAGGCUGAGUCCAGAGGCUCCCCCCGUGCUCCAGGUGCCAGCCUUGGGCCAUCUCAGCCUUCAGGGACUGUGCUACUGGACUGUGUAUCUGUUGUAAGAUACCUCUAAAUGCCAGCAGUAAUAAACACGUUAUUUAAUAAUCUAAA
This is a messenger RNA of Corvus hawaiiensis (hawaiian crow), 1526 nucleotides long. It is a transcript of the gene HMGCL, whose product is annotated as 3-hydroxy-3-methylglutaryl-CoA lyase. The record is from RefSeq and is a predicted model, not a curated record. Lineage: Eukaryota; Metazoa; Chordata; Aves; Passeriformes; Corvidae. Bases 48 to 1022 code for a protein of 324 amino acids. The transcript is spliced from 9 exons. Gene Ontology annotation, biological process: ketone body biosynthetic process; L-leucine catabolic process. Gene Ontology annotation, molecular function: hydroxymethylglutaryl-CoA lyase activity.